AUGGCAUUUCGCGGAACAGAAAGUUUUAUGGACUUUGAAUGGCAGGGCCACGGCCCCCUUGAUCCUACCUCUCCCUACCAUAAACGUGUAGUCGAGAUGCAAGCUAAAAAGCGAACCCAUAGCGAAUUUGAAUCUCCCCAGAAAGCUACGAUGCCAGCGCUGCGCGAACCCAAUAAUCAGCCCUUCUUCUUCUCAGAAACCCCGGCUCCGCUGCCUGAAUCCUCUCCCUUUCGGACGCCCUCGUUUACAACCCCUCGGAAACCGUUCGAUAUCGAUUUCUCAUCCCCUCCUGAAAAUUCCUCGCCGCUGGCACCAACAGACAACGAGGAAACACCAGACGCCACUCCGCUGCCCAUUGAGUUCAAAAGCCAUCCCGCAAAAGCAGAGAACAAGAGAAACUCGUUGUUUGGCCUCUAUGGCAGAUUCGCUCCAAGCCCGGGAAGAGGAGAGAUCAGAAAGCCCACGAGCGAUGCCGUUGCGAGGCGGAUUCACAAGAAGCGACGGCGCGCUCAGCAAUUUGACAGACAACUGAUGGUAGGGAGAAAGGGUUCUUUAGACGAUAGUGACGACGAGAGUACCCAAAGUCCGACUGAGCCGGAGCUCAAGAAACCGCCGGUGCAAGAAACAGGAUGGAUUACUGGUCUGUUCACCUUUAUCCACACAUAUCCUGACGCACCUUCUAUUAUUGCCAAAUACCUCCAGGUUUUCUUCAAUGCCGCAAUCCUCGGUGGCUGCCUGUAUAUGUUUUGGUCAUUCUACGCCACCAUCCAGGCAGAUGUGGACCGAGCAAGCGAGGAUGCGAUGGCCGAAGUGUUGGCGGAGAUGGCGGCGUGCUCGAAGAACUUCAUCGAAAAUCGAUGUGCCGCCGACACCAGGCUGCCAGCUUUGGAAGCUGUAUGCAGCAAUUGGGAGUUGUGCAUGAAGCGGGAUCCUAGUGCUGUGAAGCGGGCGAGGUUGAGUGCACAUACGUUUGCCGAAAUCUUCAACAGCUUCGUCGAGCCCAUCAGCCUAAAAACCAUGAUUUUCACUAUUACACUGGUUGUGGUGGGCUUGGUGGUCAACAAUGCGACAUUUACCCUGUAUCGACGGCAACAAGAGAGCCAGCAUGUCUAUCGGGCACCUUCUGGAUCAUAUGUGCAUCCUCAUCAACAUCCUGUACAGAUGGGUCAAUUCCCACUGUCUCCGGUCGCAUCUUACGGACAACACCCUUAUGUCGGCUGGCACGGUGAUCCUAGCUUUGCUGGCCAGCCGCAGUUAGAAUAUCCUCGAAGUCCCAGCAAAGAGCAUCGAGCGCGAAGCAGAAGUCCAGAGAAGAAGAGGAUUCAACUCUGA
This is a messenger RNA of Fonsecaea multimorphosa CBS 102226, 1332 nucleotides long. RefSeq lists its product as uncharacterized. The coding region runs from base 1 to 1332 and encodes 443 amino acids. Gene Ontology annotation, cellular component: nuclear membrane; nuclear envelope. Gene Ontology annotation, biological process: nuclear envelope organization; lipid homeostasis. The transcript is spliced from 2 exons. The record is from RefSeq and is a predicted model, not a curated record. NCBI's taxonomy places the organism in Eukaryota, Fungi, Ascomycota, Eurotiomycetes, Chaetothyriales, Herpotrichiellaceae.